This is a messenger RNA of Hirundo rustica (Barn swallow), 1341 nucleotides long. It is a transcript of the gene ILKAP, whose product is annotated as ILK associated serine/threonine phosphatase. NCBI's taxonomy places the organism in Eukaryota, Metazoa, Chordata, Aves, Passeriformes, Hirundinidae. Gene Ontology annotation, molecular function: cation binding; protein serine/threonine phosphatase activity. The transcript is spliced from 12 exons. Bases 48 to 1220 code for a protein of 390 amino acids. Gene Ontology annotation, biological process: protein dephosphorylation. The record is from RefSeq and is a predicted model, not a curated record.
GGUGCGGAUUGGGCCGGCGCCGGGGCGGGCGGGGGCGAGCGGCGGCGAUGGAUCUGUUCGGGGACCUGCCCGAGCCCGGCGCCGCCGCGGGGAAGGAUGCCCAUAAAGGGCCUCUUCUGUUUGAUGAUCUCCCACCAUCCAGCAGUGCUGACUCAGGAAAAGAAGGCUCUUUGCUCUUCGAUGGCCUCCCACCAGCCAGCAGCGGUGACCCAGCCUCCAGCGCUGCUAAGCAAGUCUCAUCCGCAGGGAGCCAAGAGAAAGGGCAGAAGAGAAAGUCCUUGGAGGAGGAGGAAGAGAAGAAUGGCAGGGAAGAACUUGUGGAAAAGAAAGUUUGUAAAGGAUCAGUGGGCAUUCUUGGACUGAAGGGUUAUGUGGCAGAGAGAAAAGGUGAGAGGGAAGACAUGCAGGAUGCACAUGUCAUCUUAAACGAUAUCACCGAGGAAUGCCAGCCUCUGCCCUCCCAAAUCACACGUGUCUCGUACUUUGCUGUUUUUGAUGGCCACGGGGGAGUCCGAGCCUCCAAAUUUGCAGCACAGAAUCUGCACCAAAACCUGAUCAAGAAAUUUCCAAAAGGUGAGGUAGCCAGCGUGGAGAAAACUGUGAAGAGGUGCCUUUUGGACACCUUCAAACACACAGAUGAAGAGUUUCUAAAGCAGGCAUCCAGCCAGAAGCCAGCAUGGAAGGAUGGCUCCACAGCUACUUGUGUCUUAGCUGUCGACAACAUUCUCUACAUAGCCAACCUCGGGGACAGCCGGGCGAUCCUGUGUCGUUACAAUGAGGAGAGUCAGAAACACACAGCCUUAAGCCUCAGUAAGGAGCAUAACCCCACCCAGUAUGAGGAGCGUAUGCGGAUACAGAAAGCUGGGGGAAACGUCAGGGAUGGAAGAGUGCUGGGAGUGCUGGAGGUUUCCCGCUCCAUUGGGGAUGGCCAGUACAAACGCUGUGGUGUUAUCUCUGUGCCAGAUAUCAAACGCUGCCAGCUCACACACAAUGACAGGUUCAUUCUGAUAGCGUGUGAUGGCCUCUUUAAAGUCUUUACACCAGAAGAAGCUGUGAACUUCAUCGUGUCCUGCCUGGAGGAUAAGAAUAUCCAGACGAGAGAAGGGAGGCUGGAGGCAGAUGCUCGGUACGAGGCCGCGUGUAACAGACUGGCCAGCAAGGCGGUGCAGCGCGGCUCUGCCGACAACGUCACGGUCAUGGUGGUGCGGAUAGAGCGCUGAGGGACCAGGUGUGCCGGGCGGAGGGGCAGGGGGAGCUCUGUGUGCAUGCCUGUGUGCCUGGGGGAGGGUGGGACCUGCCAGAGGCUCUGCAGUGUAAAUAAAGAUGGUGGUUUUUUUAAUA